AUGUUGGUUAUGUGCUGGUCGUCUUACCUGGCAGGUUAUCUGCUCAGCUUGUCGUCUUACCUGGCAGGUUAUGUGCUCAGCAUCAGGCUGGUCAUCUUACCUGGCAGGUUAUGUGCUCAGCUUGUCGUCUUACCUGGCAGGUUAUGUGCUCAGCUGGUCAUCUUACCUGGCAGGUUAUGUGCUCAGCUGGUCGUCUUACCUGGCAGGUUAUGUGCUCAGCUGGUCAUCUUACCUGGCAGGUUAUGUGCUCAGCUGGUUGCUUACCUGGCAGGUUAUCUGGUUGUCUUACCUGGCAGGUUAUCUGCUUAG
Candidula unifasciata is the source of this 309-nucleotide messenger RNA. The record is from the annotation of a GenBank genome assembly. Lineage: Eukaryota; Metazoa; Mollusca; Gastropoda; Stylommatophora; Geomitridae.